This is a messenger RNA of Aplosporella prunicola CBS 121167, 4156 nucleotides long. RefSeq lists its product as uncharacterized. The transcript has a single exon. Bases 278 to 4045 code for a protein of 1255 amino acids. The record is from RefSeq and is a predicted model, not a curated record. Lineage: Eukaryota; Fungi; Ascomycota; Dothideomycetes; Botryosphaeriales; Aplosporellaceae.
CAAGCCUUUUCUUUUCUUCCAUGCCAUCUCCAAAAAGUUUUGCUGUCACGGCCUCGCCCUCGUUUCUCUUUCGGUCGGAGUUUUGCUUCCUUUGCCAACAAUAGACACCACACGCUAUUGUGUUUCAUUUCAGCUCGUUCACUUCUCGACACGCGAUAAUGUCUCUUUCGAUCACCUAACAUUCUUACCGUUUCUUUAGACUUUCUGUCGACUUCAGCAACAAAGAGCGACAUAACCCACUUUCUUUGUGCCAGCGCAGGGCGCCGCAUCAACCAACAUGGCCACUCUGCACGUUCCCAACACCUUCAACAACAUAGACUCGAAGACCGAAAACCUGGAUGACCCCAAGGCUCAGAGAAUAACCCGAUUCCCAGCCGCAGCGGACUUUCGGUCACCAAAGCAACCCCCGUCGACCUCGGACAGCUGGGGUAACGAGAGUGUUCCCCCACCUUACAACAACAUCGACCCGACGGAUGUAGCAUCUUAUCAAGCCCAGGCAACCCGAGACUGGGCAUACGAUGCAUCCCGGAUUGCAGCACGGAAUGCACUGCAGAAAAGAUUUUCGAUCGGUAACACAGCACGACAAAAGUCCAAGAAGAAACCAAAACAGCAAACUACCAUCACGGUCGAUACGAGUUGCUUGGCUCACCAAGGCGAGGUACCACGACAGAUAUUUCCUCAGGCAGGAAAGGAGGAUGCGGUGAUCUAUAUCAACGAGGCUGAUAUGACGUCUUCGGAAGAACGCGAUGCGUGGAGCAAGUCGAAGUGGAUGCGAAAGCUUGGAUUUGGAGGGAAAAAGGAAGAGUCGGAGAGAAUCGCCCCAGUGUACGAACUGCAGUCCCAACCGGAUAGGACGCCUUUGCCGUACGACAAUGGCUUUCGCUUCAAAACAAAAACUUUGAGAGCCAACCCACCGCCGCAAGCACUCCCAGUACCGACAUCACUCCCUGUUCCGAGUAGCCCCACGCUCGAAGCUGCCAAUCAGCCAAAUCCCUCGCGUUUAUCUUUGUCGGACAUCUCUCCCUCGGACCGUCCCAUCACCAUUGGACUUUCAGUAUCCCCAGAGCAAGCAUCGGAAUAUCAGGCAAGCCCAGACCCAGGCUCUGCUCAUCCAAACACGUAUCUCGAUACGAACCGACGCAUGUCUAUUGGCGGAGCCUCAGUGGAUACACCAACGAUCGUCGUCACGCCAGCGCAGGAGAAUUCGGGCUGGCUAUUGCCUCCUAAUAACGGACUCCAUGCCCCUAGACCUGCAUCGAGUGUUUAUUCUCGAGGAACAAAUUGCUUUACGCUUUACAACAACCUCAAUUUGAAAGAUGCGCCCCCAGUCCCCGCUCUUCCGCCACACAUGUUCGCUCAUAAAGAAUCGCCUCGAGAGAUGACAAGAGAGUUUGAUGUGCCAGAACAUCGAAGGACUCCUGGCGGCUAUGGAAUUCAAGGAUCGCCUCAGUACAGCCCAUCAAUUGAGGAUACGCCCAAGAGAAAAAGGAUAAUGUCGGGGCAGACUGAAGGGACUAUGUUUGAGGAGGACAUGACGCCUACUUCUGCGAAGACGGAGGUAAGAGGUCCUAAUGGCCUCUACGUCGAUACCAAUAUUCCGCCAACUCCUCGUCGUUCUCAAGGUUGGUGGAAUGUCAUCACCACCCCAUUUGCGAUGACACCAAAUCGCUGGAAGUUCAGUCCGAGCAGCGAAGCGAGCACUCCGGACGUACCGAUGGUCCCAGCUGCGGCUAGUUUUUCUGGUGUUCAAAGGCAACAAUCUCUUAAGCCGCGGACUCUGGCCUCGCCGGAUGCAAGGUUCAGCGUAGCAACUUGGGAAAGGAACUCUCCAGAUUCGACACCUCGGAUGCACGAUGAUCUUGGAAUUUACAGAGCACCAGAUUUCUCGUCAUCGCCAUCACCACCCACGGAAGAUUUCCAUGACGAUGCGGACAAUCAGGGAUCUGGGAAAGCGCAGGGCUCAGGCAGUGGACAAGGCCCGGUGGCUGGGAUGCAGGGAUCGGCGGCGGCUAAAGCUGAUAGCCCGCCACCUGCGACAAUCAAGUCGAACCAGAACAGCCCGCAUAAUGUCUACAUCGUCAACAACUACUCUCACACUCAAAACAUACAGCAGUCUGAGGGGACCAUUACCAGGAGCGGCACUUUGAAGAGCACAGACACGAUCCCCGUACUUGGAGUUGCUUCCCUUGGCACGGUCCUAUCGGCUCGCGCCGUGCACGAACCCCACAACCCUAAUGCGCAGUACCUGAGCAGUGGUCGUACAGCUGCACUUGAGACUGCAACUCCUCCAAUGGUGUCCGCAGAGCGUCGGCCGAGCGCGCCUCAUGAUAUUUCGGUUCCUUACUUCGCGCCGCCGCCCAAUUACCUGCACCCCGAGUACCCUCAACAAGCCUACACGCAACAUGGCUACCCGCAGCACGGCUACUCGCAGCACAGCGCGCACGACUACCAGCAUCACGGUUACCAACAUUAUGCCGCCGAUGCCCCACCAUCACCCCGGGGAGGUACCCGGAGGCCAUUUCCCAAGGAUGGACGCAUCCACGAAUACGAAAAACCCGUGAAACCUGCAAAGCCCGCUCGCCAGAAGGGUGCAGGUGGAUAUUGGAGCUUGGCAAAGUUUUUUAGAGGAAACAAAACUGGACAGGCCUCUCAGGUGGCCACUAACCCCACAAAAAAGAGGAGAAGAAGAUGGUGUUGCUGGUGUUGCCUCCUUUUUCUCAUUCUUUUGGUUAUUAUGGCCGUUCUUCUUGGAAUAUUAAUACCACGGAUGCAUCACAACGAAACGGCGGAUGUACAGUCCCAAUGGCUCAACUUGACUGGAUAUCCACCGAUUCCUACCGGCGUUGCCACUAUCGCUCGACCGAACAACAAUCACGCUGAGAGCGGCUGCGUAUCUCCACAAACCAUGUGGAGCUGUGACGUGCCAAAGGAAGAGCAAGCGGGUUUGGCUCCGAAUGAUCCAAGCCAACCGAACUUCAAGCUUCAAAUCCAGUUUGUGAACGGGACCGUUUCUGACGUGUCGGCUCUGCAGCCCAAGAAAGCGGUCGUUAGGCGCGCCAAUGCACCAACUGCUGACCCUGCUAUGCCGGACUUGGAGGAUCAAGCUUUCCUAGGUAACACUACGGAUGGCAACAGCAAACCGUUUGUUGGGGAGGAGACGCCAUUCUUUAUUUCCUUCCUCACAGGUGACCAUGUGUCGUCGCGCCGUGUCAAGCGUGCCAAUGACGACGACAGCUCACCUACUACAAGUGAGACCUCUUCCACUACUAGACGUAGCUCGAGUGCAACGUCGUCCACCAGACACGCCUCAUCCAAGACUGCUAGCAGUACAGCAGCGGCCACCAGCUCCUCGUCUGGCAAUUUAGCUUCAUUUAUCCCCGCUCCGGACAUAGCCUCUGACGGUACUGCUGCUGCUGCCAAUAUCUUUCCAUUUCCGGAAAACCAACGCCUCAGGUUGUACAACCGUGGCCAAGCAGAUGAGCACUACGGCUUCUACACAUACUACGACCGCUCGAUCUUCCUCAAAAACAACAUUGCCUCUAACAGCAGUGACACGGGCGAGUUGGUUUCGGAUCAGAAUGGCGGGUCCGCCAAAGAUGCUGCGCGGGUGCGCUGUACAUGGAGACAAACCAGAUACUUGGUGCAGAUAUGGACAAACAGCGAAAGCAGCAAACCUCUCCUGUUGUCCGCCAGCACAGCUACUUCGACGGCAUCAGCCUCUUCCGCGACGUCUACGGCCCAACCGGCCACCGAUUUCAGUCGACCUGGCUCUUUUCCAUAUCCAGUCACCAUUACGUUGGAUCGUCACGGUGGUAACAUCACUGAAAAGUCGAUUUACUGCUACGGUAUGGAUGAUGACACGAAGAUCCUCAAAGAUCAGGUGAAGUUCCAGCUGGAGAACAGAAACUUUGGUGGCUCGUUAGUGAAUCCCGCGCAAGGCCCAUUUGGAGGUGUCAACGUUUCUAUUGCCGAUGGUGGACCUGGUGGUAUCGAUGGUGGGACCGGGGGGUGCGGUUGUCAGUGGAGGAAUUGGGAGACCAGGUGAAGCGUUUACGAAGUAUGGUUUUUAUGAUUUUUGAAGGAUUCUAGUUUAGUAUUGCUAUCAUGCUGGCAUGUUAAUAAUGAUUUUGAAUGCGUUCAUAGGAAUGAAUUUCGG